GAGGGAGAGCGCACUGCGAGCAUGCCAGAGUAGCUGGGGGUGUGCGCUGAUGUGCAGAGGAGUCCUCUCUGCGUCUGAGACGGGCUGCAGACAUGGAGGCGCAGCGGAGCUUCUUCCGGAAGGUGGACGUGCCAGACCACGCGCACUACAUCGUGGCCUUCUUCGUGCUGGUCAUCGGCGCGCUGGGGGUGGCGGGGAACGCGCUGGUCAUCUUCGCCUUCUACAGCAACAAGAAGCUCCGGACCGUGCCCAACUAUUUCAUCAUGAACCUGGCCGUCAGCGACUUCCUCAUGGCCAUCACGCAGUCCCCCAUCUUCUUCAUCAACUGUCUGUACAAGGAGUGGGUGUUCGGCGAACUGGGGUGUAAGAUGUAUGCCUUCUGUGGGGCUCUAUUCGGGAUCACCUCCAUGAUCACCCUGCUGGCCAUCUCCAUCGACCGCUACCUGGUCAUCACCAAGCCCCUCCAGGCCAUCCAGUGGACGUCCAAGCGCAGGACUUCCCUCGCCAUCGUCCUGGUCUGGCUCUACUCACUGGCCUGGAGUCUGGCUCCUCUUGUUGGCUGGAGUUCAUACAUCCCAGAGGGCCUGAUGACAUCAUGUACCUGGGACUACGUCACAUCCACCUCUGCUAACAAGAGCUACACCCUGAUGCUGUGCUGCUUCGUCUUCUUCAUCCCGCUGGGCAUCAUCUCCUACUGCUACCUCUUCAUGUUUCUGGCCAUCCGCAGUGCCGGCCGGGACCUGGAGAAGCUGGGGACGCACAUCCGGAAGUCGACGCUGGUCCAGCAGCAGUCCAUCAGGAACGAGUGGAAGCUGGCGAAGAUCGCCUUCGUGGUCAUCAUCGUGUACGUCCUGUCCUGGUCUCCGUACGCCUGCGUCGCCCUCAUCGCCUGGGCUGGGCAUGCCAAUCUCCUGUCCCCGUAUUGCAAAUCAGUCCCAGCAGUCAUCGCCAAAGCAUCUGCCGUCUACAACCCCUUCAUCUACGCCAUCAUACACACCAAAUACAGGACGACCCUGAUGGAGAACGUGCCCUGCCUGAACUGCCUGUCCCGCCCCUCGCGGAAGGACUGCCUGUCCGGGUCCAACAGCGAGGCCUCCUGCUGGGACUCCGUCAUCAGCCGCCAGGCCUCCAGCACCAGGACCAUGCUCCGCCCGGGCUCCUCCAUGUCCACCGGCAACAUGGGGUGCAGCGACGUGGAGCUGGACCCGCUGGACAGUCGGCCCCUCUCCUUCCGAAGCGGGACGUCCUGCGGCCUGUCUCGGGACAGGGACCAGAGCCAGCUGUCCCGCCUCGGCAAGGCCAAAAGCUGCUCUGCCGUCAUUGAGCAGAAGCAUCAGGCCCCCGCCCUGGUGAGGGACUCGCUGAGCAGCUACAAGCACAGUCUGGGGUCGGGCUCGGUUUCCAUGGCGACUGCCCUCCUGCCGGGCACAGGAGGGGCAGGCCGAGGCGGCGGGAGGCAGGACGGAGAGCUGGGCGGCGGCGGCGACGGCGGCUACGCGGGAGAGAGUGGGUGGGGGGGCGCUGGCCGCAGAAAUGGGCGGAGCUCGACCGGGUCGGGCCCGGAGCCGGACAGCCCCCCCUGCUCCGGCCCCCCCCUCCCCCCAUCGCCAGAGAGCAGCCUGGUGGGCGAAGAUGUGCGUGUAGUGGGAAAGCUCGAGAUUCUCCCCAGCUAGACCGCCAACGUCUGGCUCGGCCACCAGAGCCUGAACUGCUCCACUGAGCUGCCGGAGUCCGAAGACAACUUCCUGUCCUGAGUCCGCGGGCAACUUCCUGUCCUGAGUCCGCAAAGACAAGGAUCCACUCGCCUCUUUUCUUUGUGAUUUUUUUAUAUAACACUGAGAAAAGGCAGUUUUUCAAGCACCUUCCUGGGGGACAUGGAAGAGAAGGACCCUGGCUCCAGAUUUGACUAGAAUUUGAUACAUCAAGUUAUCCAAAGCUUUUCUUUUUUUUGUCCUUUGAGGUAUAAAUUAGCUCAACUGCCAUAUGAAAUGGUGCCUAAAUGGUUCCUCUUUGAUAAAUUCGGACCGCGUUUUGGAGAAUUUUUAUAAUUUUUUUGCUUCUGUGAUUUUAAUAAAUGCCAGACCAGUGACCAGGAGGACGUCGCAAAGCAAUAAAGGAAUUUCCUGUGCGCCUGCUGGCCUCGACCUGUCAGCUCCUGGUUGUGUCACUGACCAGGGGUGCGUUCUCAGAGGGAGAAGGCAAGAGUGACGGCCAUUUGACAGGUGACAGAUUUGGGGCCCCUCCCCCUCCCCUCCCAGAUUUCUUCAUCAGGGCUGCCAUACCAGAACUGAAGAUCCGCAUCAAAUUGAUCUCAGACUGCUUUGCUGGAACAAGAGAAAACCACCAGCAGACGGCUCAUAAAAAGUGAUAAUGCAAAAAUGUUUUACACCAAAUCAUCAAGUUUUUAAAAGUUUUAUCCACUAGAAGUAGCACUCCAACGAAGAAGCGCUUCAACAAAGAAAACGGCGAUUUCAUUUUCUUGUACUGGCCCACUGUUGUGGACUAAUGUGAGUGCCCUGGCUCCUUACCCUUUGAACCCUAUGGGAUUAUUUACCAUUUCAUCACACUGAUGUUCUGUUCUACUUCUAUGUCUCUUAUUGUCUUUAUUUUAUUGCUACACCGUUGGUGAGCGCACAACAUCUGUCAUGAAGGCUCAUGAAUAUAUAAAUGAACCAGCCUAUUUAACAGUUUUCAUAGUCUUGAGUGAACACUGCCACCCACUUGUCAGGAGGACAAACGACACAAUUCCCCCACUUUUGAUGAAUGUUGCCAAUCCUUCCGAUUUUUGGAAUUCCUCCUCCUCCCUCUCAUUGUGUUGUCGUUGUCGGAAAUUUUUUUAAUGAAUUCAUCUGUGUUUAAUUUAGAAUAAAUGAAAUGUGCAUACCUCUUUA
Messenger RNA from Anguilla rostrata (American eel), 2891 nucleotides. RefSeq names its product melanopsin-B-like. The transcript is spliced from 9 exons. Gene Ontology annotation, biological process: phototransduction; G protein-coupled receptor signaling pathway; cellular response to light stimulus. Gene Ontology annotation, cellular component: plasma membrane. Bases 93 to 1673 code for a protein of 526 amino acids. NCBI's taxonomy places the organism in Eukaryota, Metazoa, Chordata, Actinopteri, Anguilliformes, Anguillidae. Gene Ontology annotation, molecular function: G protein-coupled photoreceptor activity. The record is from RefSeq and is a predicted model, not a curated record.